Molecule: messenger RNA, 516 nt
Organism: Brenthis ino (lesser marbled fritillary)
Lineage: Eukaryota; Metazoa; Arthropoda; Insecta; Lepidoptera; Nymphalidae
Source: the annotation of a GenBank genome assembly
AUGGCUCGGGUUGUCAUCGUAACGAGUGUAACGAAGAGGAGGAGAGUGAGGCGUGGCCGCGAGCCGAUUGGCCGCCGCAUGCAAAUACGUACUGCGCCCGCGCAAUCACUAUCGCGACCAUUGUCCGACAAAAACUCGCCGCAUCGAGACAAAACUACCCACAAAAACGCGGCGCGGGGCUCCGGCGCGGGCUCCGGCGCGGGGCUCCGACGCGGGGCUCCGGCAUGGAGUUCCGGCGCGGGCGGGAUGCGCAGGCGCCGAGUCGAUUGCCAGCAAAGCCAUUACUUCUGGAUCGCAUUUACAUUGAAUGCGCUGACACCGCCGCGCCGAAUGUCGGGACGUACUCAAUUAAAAUACGCCGAUAAAUUAGCAGAUAUACGCUUUAUGCCGCUCUGCUCCUUUAUACUCAAUACUCAUGCUAUACAACAAAUUACAGUACAAUGUAUGCGACUUCCACUGAAGAGUUUUAAUAUUAUAAUAGCUGUCAACGAUGCUGCUGCCAAAGCUACAUCAUAU